UGCUGUGGUAAGCGCUUCCAUGGGUGUGAUUGGCCCGCUCCUGGCGGAGAUCAGCAUCUUGUGUGCGCGCUUGCCCGAUGGCCGCCCAAAACGGGAGAUGGAGUUCUUCGAGGAGAAACUGAGGAGCAUCCAAGAGAUGGUGUCCUCCCUCCACGCCGUGAAGAUGUCGCACAUGGUGGAAGAGGACACGCUGCUGAAGAAGAUGUGGGCGAAGCAAGCGAGGGAGAUCGCCUACGACACGCAAGACUUGGUCGACCUCUUCACGCACGGCGACGGUGAUGGCGACAGCGCCGGGGUUAUGCCCAAAAAGACUGCUGGGCGUGUCAAGAUGCUAAAGAGGUUCAGAAGGCGCCCCAAGAAGCCCAUAUCAGAUCUUGAGAUGGUCAACAAGAUCCAAGAGCUUAAGGUUCGUAUGGCGGAAGUGAUUGAGCGGCACAAGAGGUUCAAGAUCGGCAUGGAGCCCAGCUUCCCCCCAGAACAAGACAUACCCAGUUGGCGCCCAGCUAUGUCCAUAGAUGCUCAUUUGUCGGCACUCUAUGCCGGGGGGGACGGACUUGUUGGUAUCGAUGGCCCCAGGGACGAGCUCACGGCUCUGCUCAUGGUCAUGGAUGACAAGCAACAAUUGAAGGUGGUCUCUGUUCUGGGUCCUGAAGGUAUAGGAAAGACUACACUUACCAAAGAGGUAUUUAACGAUAUUCAAGGAAAAUUUGAUUGCUCCGCUUUUGUGUCAAUGUCCCAAAACACAAGCAUUCAGGAGAUUCUUCAAGCUCUUGGAUCACAGCUCAGUGCCCAACAAGGUGCCAGCAUAGAGGCAUGCCAAGAGGAGCGACUCACGCAUAAGCUCAUACAAGUACUCAAGGCCAAGAGGUACUUUGUCGUGCUCGACGGUGUGUGGAGCACACGUGCAUGGAGAUUGAUCAGAUGUGCCUUGCCUGGAAAUAAUCUUGGCAGUCGAAUAUUGAUGACGACAUGCAUCGAUGACAUAGCUAUGUCAUGUUGCUCAACUGCUGCAGACUCGAUAUAUCGAAUGAAAUAUCUUCCGGAAGUAGAAGGAACAAGAUUAUUCAUGGAGAGAACAUUUGGCCUUGAAAAGCAGUGGCCUUAUUCCUUAGAAGAAAUUGGUACUGAAAUGCUGAGAAAAUGUGGUGGGUGGCCAAUCUUAAUCCUCACCAUAGCUAGUUUGCUGGCCAGCAAGUCAAGUUCAGAAGAGCAAUGGAAAGUGAUACAAGGUUUUAUUGAUUUAGCACUUGAGGGUCACCUCAAAAAGAAAGGUUUAGCACCUGAGGAGAGCCAGGCCCACAGUUGCGACAGUUUUCAAGGAGUGAAAAAUAUAUUGUACAUCUGUUAUAAUGACCUUCCCCAGCAGUUGAAGACAUGCUUACUGUAUCUAUGCUUGUAUCCGGAAGGCUAUAUCAUCAGCAGAAACAAAUUAGUAAGAAGAUGGAUAGGUGAAGGCUUCAUCGGCAUGAGAAGUGAACAUGACAACUUGGAAGAAGUAGGGCAGCGCUAUUUCAAUGAACUUAUUAACAGGGGGAUGGUCCAACCUGUGGGAAUCCAGUAUGAUGGUCGAGCUGAAGCCUGUCAAGUCCAUAAUUUGAUACUUAGUCUAAUUGAAUCCAUAUCUGCUGAAGAAAACUUUGGUAUGUUGGUUGAUGGAAAGGCUCAAGAAUUCCGCACAACAGACAAGGUCCGACGGUUAUCUCUCAACUACCAUGGUCAAAAACAUUUUCCAAUUCCAUCAACCAUAUCUGCUUCUCCCAUCCGCUCACUCACAGUUUUUGGGUCUGCUCAAAGUGCACCGAUCCUUUCAAAUAAUCAAGCGUUACGGGUGUUAGAUUUGGAUGUUCAGGGAGAUCCAUGUAAAAACUAUCUUGGAACUAUAGGGAGCCUUUUUCAGUUGAAGUAUUUGGGACUCCAAAUGAGUGGAGUUGUUGAGCUUCCUGAACAGAUAGGGGAACUGCAGUUUCUUGAGACUCUUGAUCUUACCAAGACUUCCAUCAGAAGGCUGCCAACAAGCAUUCUUGGCUUAUGGCGUUUGGUAUAUUUACUUGUCUGUAAUGUGGAAUUGCCAGAUGGAGUUGGCGACAUGCAGUCUCUGGAGGAGCUUUCAGGGAUUCAAGUUAACACCACCAACUCAACAAAUUCACUGUUGGGUGUGGGACAGUUGACUAAACUGAGGAUUGUCCAACUAAUAUGGUCCAUUUCCGAUGUGUGCGGUGAUAUUAAAGGAUAUGAGGAUAAUCUACUCUUGUCGCUGAAGGAACUAUCCAAGCUCCAAUCUCUAAGCAUCGAAAGCAAAUAUGGUUCUUCUCUCAGUUUCUUGGAUUCUUGGUCACCUCAUCCUCAGUCUCUUCAGAAACUCUAUUUGAGCGGAGGAUAUUAUUUCCCCAGAAUUCCAGAGAGGAUAAUCUCGCUUGUCAACCUUGAUUUCCUCGACAUCAGGGUUUAUCAAGUGGAAGAGGAAAUGAUGAAUGUUUUGGGAUCCCUGCCAGCUCUGUUAGUUCUCAGCAUAUCAUCGCAGGUUGCAGCCGCAGAACAAAGGAUAGUGGUUCAGCCCGGGUUGUUCCACUGUCUGACGAAAUUUACACUCACUUGCUUGAAUAGUUGGACAGGGUUGGUAACCGAACCAGAGGCUCUGCCGAAGCUAGCAAGGCUUGGGCUUCUGUGCUACGUGCAGGGACAGAGAGAUCCUGUGUUUGGUGAUUAUGGCAUCAAGUAUCUCAGUUCUCUCAAAAAUCUCCAUGUUGAGAUCACCUUGGGGGACGCAGGGAUUUGGGAGGUUGCCACAAGAUCCUCUAACAUUCCGCCGCCACAAGUUCAAAUAUCGGACGGACAUAAUAUGGUGGAGGAAGAGGAAAUCAUCGAAGCGGUGGAGUCCUUGUCUACACACAUUGAAGAAGAAUCUACUAUCUACAAAGAUGCUCAAAUGGACCCGCAACAUAUUGUGGGGGUGGAUGUGGAAAUGGAUUCCCAAUCUUCACAGAAAGGCACAGCAGAAGAGUAUAAAGCUGAGGCAGGGAGCGUCUCCACCUGUGAUGGCAUGUCUCCAAGAAUCCAUCCACACAAACUUGCAUCAGCGAGCUCUAAGCUAACUUUCCACAACCGUGAAAGCAUGGAGGUGGCUUUGGUGAGUGUGACAACUGGGGCCAUAAAACUCGUCCUAGAGAAGCUAACCGCCCUUCUCGGCGACGAGUACAAGCGUUUCAAGGGUGUGCGCAAGGAGAUCAAGUCCCUCACUAGCGAGCUCAUUGCCAUGGAGGCUUUACUCCUGAAGUUGUCAGAGGAGGAGGAUCCUGAUGUGCAAGAUAAAUUUUGGAUGAAUGAGUUGCGGGAGCUGUCCUAUGAUAUGGAGGAUGGCAUCGACGACUUCAUGCAAAGUGUCGAUGACAAUGACGUAAAGCCAGCUGGCUUUAUUGAGAAGAUCAAAACCUCACUAGGGAAGUUGGGAAAGAUGAAGGCUCAUCGUCGGAUUGGAAAAGAGAUCCAUGAUAUGAAGAAACAAAUCAUCAAUGUGGGUGAGUGGAAUGCAAGUUACAAGAGUGGUGAGACCUUCCCCAAGACCAUCAAUGCGACCAUUGACCCUAGAGCUCUUGCUAUCUUCGAGCAUGCAUCAAAACUCGUUGGAAUUGAUAAACCAAAGUCUGAGAUAAUCAAGUUGUUAACGGAAGAGGUUGCCCAUGCACCAGUGAAAGAACAACAACCGAAGAUAGUCUCCAUUGUUGGAUCUGGAGGUAUGGGAAAGACAACUCUUGCAAACCAAGUGUAUCAAAAUUUCAAAGGACAAUACGAGUGCAGGGCUUUCAUAUCGGUGUCACGAAAUGCAGACAUGAUCAAUAUCUUGAGAACCAUUCUCAGUCAACUGGCUAAAAAUAAUUAUGGUAGUACAGAUGUGGGGAGUAUACAACAACUCAUCAGCAAGAUCAAUGAUUUCCUAGCGGACAAAAGGUAUUUUGUUGUUGUUGAUGAUAUAUGGGACAUGGAUACAUGGGAUAUUAUUAAGUGUGUAUUCCCUACUACAAGUUCUAGCGGUAGAAUAAUCACAACUACUCGUAUAAAUGAUGUCGCUCAUUUCUGCUGUUCAUCCUUCAAUGGCCAUGUUUAUAAUAUAAGGCCUCUUGACAUGGGGCACUCAAGGCAGUUAUUUCACAGAAGAUUAUUUAAGUCUGAUAAAUAUUGUCCUUCAUACCUUCAAGAAAUUUCUGAGCAGAUAUUGAGAAAAUGUUGUGGCUCACCUCUGGCGAUCAUUGCGAUAUCUGGUUUGUUGGCUAACUCAGAAAAAACAGUGGAUCUAUGGGAUCAAGUGAAUGGUUCAAUUGGUCAUGCACUUGAAGGGAAUUCUAGCGUCGAAGGAAUGAUGAAGAUAUUAUCACUUAGUUAUUUUGAUCUGCCUCCUUAUUUAAAAACUUGCCUCUUAUAUCUCAGCAUUUAUCUAGAAGAUUCUACUAUUGAGAAGGAGGGCCUUAUAAGAAGAUGGAUUGCUGAAGGAUUCAUUCAUAGAGAAGGCAGGUACACGUCAUAUGAGUUAGGAAAAAGAUGUUUCAAUGAACUACUCAAUAGAGGUUUGAUCCAACCUGAGAAGAUAGAUAACUAUGGCAAGGUUAAUAGUUGUCGAGUUCAUGACACAAUUCUUGAUUUCAUCAUGUCCAAGUCUACGGAAGAGAACUUCGUUACAUUACCUGUUGUUCCCAUUCUAAGAAUUGGGGACCAAAGCAAAGUUGUUCGUCGACUCUGUCUACAAGGUGUGAAAGGAGGAGAUUCAACAGUACUGACAACAGGUCUAAUGUUGUCCCAUGUCCGAUCACUUGUUGUGGCUAGAGGUCUUGUGGAAAUCCCUUCAUUGGAGGAGUUCAGACAUCUGCAUGUUCUUGACUUUAGCAACCAAUUAUUGAAAGAGCACGAUCUUCAAAAUAUAAUGAGGUUAUUCCAGCUGAGGUACCUGAACCUCAAAGGUACAAAAAUAAGAAAGCUGCCAGAACAAAUCGGGUGUUUAGGGUGCUUAGAGAUACUGGACCUAAGAGACACUUUUGUGAAGGUAUUGCCCGUGUCUAUUAUUAAUCUCGGGAAAUUGAGGCAUCUACUUGUUGAUCAUGUUAAAUUUCCUAAUGGUAUUGCAAAGAUGCAAGCAUUGGAGACGUUGGAGUAUGUGAAGGUCCCGAUUCAGCCCUUUGACUUCUUGUACGGCCUUGGCCAACUAAAGAAUUUGAGGAAAUUGGGGCUUAACCUUCGUUUUGUGGUUGAUUCUGAUAGUGACACCGAGGAUAUGGAUGUGGUUUGGGAGGACCGCAUCAAAGCUUUCACCUCUACCCUGUGUAAGCUAGGAACCCAGAACCUUCGCUCUCUCCUUAUUGUGUCGGGGAAGAGCCUUUUACGAGAACCUUUGUGCAUGCCUACCCUGGAGAAACUUAUUACCCAGUAUUCAACCGUCCCGCGGGUUCCGGAGUGGGUUAGCUCUCUUAGAGACCUCAAACAGCUGCGGAUUCAUGUGGGGGUAGUCAAGCCGGAUGAUCUCUGCAUCCUUGGAGCUUUACCCAGUCUGCUCAUUCUGCAUCUGGAGGAAGAAACGGAGUCAAACGACCAGCUCAUAAUCAAUGCUGAAGUUGGGUUCCCAAUCUUGAAGAUUUUUAUUUAUGUUGCAAUUGUUUGCCCAGAAGAUGUGAUAUUUACAGCAGGAUCCAUGCCUAAGCUAGAGAAACUCGCGCUUAAAUGUUUGCGUGCAGUUGAAGCCGACUAUCUGGACUUUGGAAUCCAGAACCUCCCCUGCCUCAGUACUGUCAAAGUAGAGGUCCCGUAUGAUUCUCUUCAAGCCGUGAAGACUGCCAUGGAGAGAGCAGCCAGUGCACAUCCCAACCACCCUACUAUUGUCACAGAAUAUGGAAGGGCGAGUAGUAGUAGGAUUAGGACUUGUAGCCGACUAGGUUAGCUUGUAUUGGUCCUAGCUACUAUAUAUACCUAAGGUAUACCCCUGUA
Molecule: messenger RNA, 5967 nt
Organism: Triticum aestivum (bread wheat)
Lineage: Eukaryota; Viridiplantae; Streptophyta; Magnoliopsida; Poales; Poaceae
Exons: 5
Coding region: 20-5920 (1966 amino acids)
Biological process (GO): defense response to other organism
Molecular function (GO): ADP binding
Source: RefSeq, a predicted model, not a curated record